Molecule: messenger RNA, 1416 nt
Organism: Tilletiopsis washingtonensis
Lineage: Eukaryota; Fungi; Basidiomycota; Exobasidiomycetes; Entylomatales
Exons: 2
Coding region: 1-1416 (471 amino acids)
Source: RefSeq, a predicted model, not a curated record
AUGAACACGCACGGCGGCUUCUUCUACACGCCCGCAGCCGACGAUGGCGCCUCCACCGCCGCCUCUGCGUCCGGCUUCGGGAGCAGCUCUCGCCCGCCUCCCACGGCGCCACGACGACUGACGCCGCUGCAAUCUUCACGGCUCAUGGCCUGGCUUGACGCAGCGCUGCUCGCCCUCUCGCGCAACCAUCGCCGCCGCCAUGCGCCCGACUCUCCGCUGCGCUCAUUGCGCGCCUACUGCGCUGCUGUCCUGCCCGUGCUCGCUGUGCUGGCAUCCGUGCCGCCGGCGCCGCCGGCUGGCAGCAUCAAGGUCGGCUAUCUGCUGCAGCUCAGCGACGUCGUGCCCGAGGCGUGCACGGGCUACGACGCGCAUGGUGGACGACCUACGGGCAGGGCGGGCGAGGAUGUGCAGCAGGAGGAGCAUGACCAGGAGCAGCUGCAGGAGGAAGAGCUCGAAGACGUAGGCACCACCCUCGCGCGCGCUCUGCAGCUCAUGCAUCUCAUCGAUGCCCAAUGGCACGCCCUCGUGCGCGGCUUCGAGCUCGACUAUGCCGCCGUACAGGCCGAGGCAGCGAAGCUCUUUCCAUUCAUCGGUCCUCCCGCCACUUCAGCGAUGCCCCCUUCUUUCGAUGGCCGCCAUGCCGCCGCCAAGCCACGCGAGGUGCGCCAGUCCGAUGGCGCAUCCGGCCGCGCCCUCUCUCAGACGGAUCGCGUGCGGCUGCAGAACAUCGCACUGCGCGCUCGUACCACACUGCGCGCGUGGGGGCGCGCGGCGCUGGAUGUAGAGCCACUGCCAGAGGAAGACACGUUCGAGAAGGAGGAGCGGACGCGAGCGGAGGGCGAUCUGGAGCAAAAGCCGGAGGAGCUGGAUGGGAUUGUGGAGCUUGACGAUGAGAGCGAGCAGAGUGGAGAUGAGGUGGUCGUCAAGCAGGAGGGCGAGGAGGAGGAAGAGGAGAUGGAAGAGGUCCUCGUACCGCCAAGCACCGCGCAUAGCGCUUCCCCGCCUCCACGGCCACGAGAGGAGCAGGGCAAGGACGACACGGAGGAGGGCAGGCAUUUCGCCAAUGUCUUCUCGAAGACCUUCGAUCCAGACGCGUCUGACGAAGACGAGGAGGACGUCAAGCCCGUCAUCUCGCACGACUACUCCACCCCUCCCACGCGCACACCGCUCAAACGUCAGCGCUCUCGCACCUCUUCGCCUCCAGCCCGUCGUCGAGCAGCGCCAGCAGAUGCGGCCCGGCACGAGCGGCAAAGCUCCGCCUCCCCGGCGGCAUCGCCGCCAGCGCAGCUGUCCGAAGGCGUCCUGGCCUGGGACAAGAGCUUCUCGCGCAUCUUCGAACGCACGCUCGCGGCGCUGGCGGACGCGCAACAGAUGCGGCUCGAGCGCGAGGAGCGGAAUGCUGCUGAGGGCCGGUAG